AUGUCAGACCAAGUGAAUUCCUCCAGCUAUCAUUCCAUCGAAACUUUGACUGGAACAAACUGCUCCAAGUGGAAACAAGAUCUGGCUAUAUCUUUAGGAUUAUUGGAUUAUGACUAUGUUCUCAAAGAAACUCCUCUCAAAGUACCUACCACAAAUGCUUCUGCAGAAAUCAUGCAGAGGGCUAUGGCAUCUUCUGUUAAAGGCAGCAUUCCAAAGACUGAAAGUGCAAAGGAAUAUUAUGAGUUCAUAGCUCAGAGGUUCAAAGUUUCUGAAAAAUCUGCCAAGAGCUCACUGCUGAACAAACUAACUGACAUGAAGUAUGAUGGGCAAGGGUGUGUUAGAGCUCAUAUUAUGAACAUGAUUGACAUUGGGGCAAAACUACAAGAGCUGAACAUGACAGUAGAUGAGGAUAUGAUGGUGCAUUUUGCAUUGAACUCUCUGCCCAAGGAUUUUAAAUCCCUUCGAAAUACAUACAUAGCCCAGAAAGAAAGUUGGACACUUAAUGAUCUCAUCACUAUAAGUGUCGAAAUUGAGGACAAUCUGAUAAGAGAAAGGGGAGCUAAGGUGAUAAAUAUGGUUCAAGCAAAGCAGCAUAAGUGGAACAAAAACUCUGAAACUAGUAAACAGAAAGAAAAGGACAAUUCAAGUGCUCUAAAACCAGUUGGAAACAAAUGCUUCUUCUGCAAGAAAGCUGGACAUAUGAAGAAAGAAUGUAGGAGGUACAAGAGGUGGUUGGACAAACAAAAGGCUAAAGACAGUGGAGCAUCUAUUCAUGUGACUAAUUCUUUGCAGGGGUUCAUAAGGAAGAGGCCGCCAAGCAAGGAUGAAGUGAAGGUGUUCGUAGGCAAUGGAGAGAAAGUUCAAGUUGAUUUUAUUGGAGUAGUUAGGAUUGAAUUAGUUUUUGGUUUUGUUUUGGAAUUAGAAGAUGUGGUUUAUGUUCCUACUAUGAGGAAGAACCUAAUCUCAGUUGCUAGGCUUGUAGAAAAACAGUUGGACCUAAAGAUCAAAGUAGUUAGAUCUGACAGAGGAGGGGAGUAUUAUGGAAGGUUUGAUGAAACUGGGAGAAAUCCUGGUUCUUUUGCUAAGUUCCUGCAACAAGAGGGAAUUAUUGCACAGUAUACUAAUCCAGGCACUCCUCAACAGAAUGGAAUUGCAGAAAGGAGAAACAGAACUCUAAAGGAUAUGUUGAGAAGUAUGAUGUGUUGUUCCAAGUUGCCGAUAUUUCUUUGGGGAGAGGCUUUAAAGACUGCAAACUACAUAUUAAAUAGGGUACCUACUAAAAGUGUGAAUGCUAUCCCUUAUGAAGUGUGGGUGAAAAGAAAACCAAGUUUGAAUCACUUGAGAGUUUGGGGGUGUAAGGCAGAAGCAAAACUGUACAAUCCUAUGGAGAAAAAGUUGGAUUCAAGAACAACCAGUGGUUAUUUUGUUGGCUAUCCAGAAAGGACUAAAGGCUACAGGUUCUAUUGCCCUCAAAACACAACUAGAUUCGUAGAAACACAAAGAGCUGUAUUUAUUGAGUCUGAAACUGAGGUAACAGAAGAAGAAAAUUUUGAUUUUGAUGAAGUAGUGACAGAAAAUGCAGAAACAGUAAGUUCUAAUACAGAUAACAGAAUUCUUACACUGCCCAGUUUUGAGUUGAGUGGCACGCAAUCUGUACAAGAAGAUAGUUUUGUUGAAGAUCACAUGAUACUUGAGCAGGAAAAUCAAGAAAUGCAAGAUUUGCCACCAGAAAACACAAAUAUGAAUCUGCUUGCAGAACAAACCAAUAAUCAGAUGGACAUAGAAUUAAGAAAAUCUCAAAGACCAAGGAAAAGAGCAUUGCCGGAUGAUUACUAUGUCUAUUUGCAAGAAUCUGAGCAUGAUGUGAAUUCAAUUGAAGAUCCUAUGAACUAUAAGCAAGCCAUGUCCAGUGAGAAGAGUGAAAAUUGGUGGGGAGCUAUGAAAUCUGAACUGAGUUCUAUGGAGAAGAAUGGUGUAUGGAAACUAGUUAACCAGCCACAAGGUUGUAAACCUAUAGGCUGCAAGUGGGUUUUCAAGACUAAGAGGAACUCUAAAGGGAAAAUUGACAGAUAUAAGGCAAGACGCUGUUGGGUGACCAGAGUGCUGUAA
Messenger RNA from Prunus armeniaca (apricot), 2109 nucleotides. The record is from the annotation of a GenBank genome assembly. Lineage: Eukaryota; Viridiplantae; Streptophyta; Magnoliopsida; Rosales; Rosaceae.